This is a messenger RNA of Lutzomyia longipalpis, 4962 nucleotides long. It is a transcript of the gene cv-2, whose product is annotated as BMP-binding endothelial regulator protein. The record is from RefSeq and is a predicted model, not a curated record. The coding region runs from base 1725 to 3758 and encodes 677 amino acids. The transcript has 8 exons. Gene Ontology annotation, molecular function: protein binding. Lineage: Eukaryota; Metazoa; Arthropoda; Insecta; Diptera; Psychodidae.
UGGAGUUCCACCAGAGACAGUUUAAGUUCGACUGUCGUCCAGGCAGCAUUGCCAAUCCACCGCUGGCAGUGUUACGGAAUUUUUCGCGCGCACAUUCAUCAUUUAAUUUUUGAAUCUCUUCGCAUGGUCACACUAAGAGUGUCGUCCUCCCAAGACUCCAAUUAGAAGUGAUUCUCAAGGUGUGUGAAAGUUCGUUGGAUUUUUUUUUUCUAAAUCUUUGUGUGUACUUUCUAAAGAAAAAAUUGCGGCGGAAUCACUGGGUUGCCCCCAGAAGUCAAGCCCCGCUACCGAUAAUAAAAAAAAAACUCUACGUUCUGCCUUGUGUGGCAUACACAGAUGCACUGAGACUGUGGCAGAGAUCUCUCUCUCACUCUGGCUCCAGCUUCAAUGAAAAUAUUGUACCUAUAUUAAUUUUCACCAUACAGUGUGCGGGAAAAAUACGUGAGUGAGUAUUUGGGACCCCAGACACGAUCGACAAGUUCGCAGAGUUCUGUGCACGAGAAGCACACAACAACCGCACGGGCAAAAAAAACUCCGCGAGAUCGGGGCAGAAAAUUGAUAAAUGUGCUGUGAAUUGACACAGAGAUAAUUUGCCUCUGUGAGGAAGUAAAUUUCCGAAAAAAAAAGAUUUGCAAAUCUCUGAUGGGAUUUAAUCUCAGAGGGGCCACACGUUGAUCUCUCCUCCCCAAGUUGAUCCCAUAUCGCCCGGAGAGAUUUCCGCCAGUGAUUGGGGCGAGAAAAAUCAGUGACGAUCGUGCCGAAUGUUGUGUAAAUUGCACGAAAUAACUCAAUUGGUGCAAAAAGUUGUGUUGUGGUGCAAAAAAGAAAAGUAAAAAUAAAGAGCGAGAUAUAAGGAAUUAAUGUUUGUGAGUCACAGAGCAAUAUAAUAAUGUUAUUGCAUCGUGUGUUGAAAUGUUGUGUGUUAAUUGUUUAUAUGGUUAGUUCAUUGUAUGCCGGUGACAUCGAGGAAAUAAGACAGUAAAUCAACUGCAACGAGAGUUGAUAAUCAACACCAAGAGAAAGGAGAGAGAAAUCUUCAUAAAUACUUGUUGUGUUUUAAACCCAGAGAGAGAGCAAGAAACAGCAGAGAAAAGUUUUUUCCUUCAUCAUUAUUUUAUACAUAAUAUAUAAAAAAUUCAUCAUCGAAAAUAGCAGGAGGAAUCCUUUCAUCUAAAAAUAUUCCUUCGCACAACUUUGUAAAAUCCAAAAAGAAAAUUCUUUUAUAACUUUAAAUGCUCUCUCUUUAAUUUUUCAUUUUCAAAUACAAAAAACUCUCUCGUGGUGUCUCUAUGUGGGUGAAAUUGUGACAUAGUGUGUGCUUUUGAUAAAACGUUUAAUAUACCUACAUUAUAUAUACCAACCAUAAUAUAUAUAAAUUGGAUUCAAAAAUAGCAAAAAGAUCGACAGAAAGUCUAUUAGAACCGCACGAUCGCAACUUCAAUAUAUAAAAUACACCUUUACGGCGCAGAGGAAAAAUUCGCCGCAGUUCGGGGCCUAUCAGAGCCAACAAGGAAAAAGAGACAAAAAUAUAUAAUUAAAAUAAGAAAAAAAAGUAUAAAAUAAAUUUAGAUGUCCGACGACGACAAUUUUCCUCAGAGCACUCCGCAGUGGCGAAUUAUUGAGGAAAUUGAAAAAAAGGCGCAACCACAAUUCCACUGAUUUGGCACAAUUCUACGGUUAGACUAGCAACAGCGGCUAAUACCAAAUAGCUGCCGAUUGCUGAAAUGGAUCGCUGUGUGUUGGUCACUUGGAUGCUGACCCUAAUUUUCCUGACCUCAAUAUCAACUGUGAAUGCAUAUGAGAGUAUAGCUGGCAAACGACAACCGUGCACAAAUGAAGGUGAAGAAGUUGCCGUGGAUUCCAUCAAUAAAGACUUCUAUUGUUUUAAGUGUAGAUGUCAGAAUGGCUUCGUGGAGUGCGACCCGGAGCAAUGCCCUUCCGUUGAUGACUGCUACAUGCUUGUGAAGAAACCAGCCGGAGUCUGCUGUGAAAAGUGCAAAGAGUGCUUCUAUCGCGGGAAAACAUAUGCUAGUGGUGCAGAAUGGUCAGAUCCGGAAGAUCCAUGCUCCAGUUUCAAAUGCAUGGCGGGCGUUGUGACGGAAUCCAAUAUCCAAUGCUACACACCGUGUUCUGAUCCACUUCCACCGAAACCCGGACAAUGCUGUCCAACGUGCAUUGGAUGCACACUGAAUGGACAACGUGUGGAUGAAGGCAGGGAGGUGACCCUACGGGAGGAUCCAUGCCUCAAAUGCCAAUGCAAUGGGAAGCGAUUGACGUGCAUGAAGAAGGCAUGUCCGGUGCUUCAGUGUCCUGUCUCGAAGCAGGUGAAAUUGCCAGGGGAAUGUUGUCCACGGUGCACGGAACGCCGUGAGAUUCGACAAUUCCCUGGCAAGUGCAUCCUCGGGAAGGGCUUCCAUACGGACAAGAAGAAAUUCGAAGCAGACCCCUGCUCACCGUGCAUCUGUACAAAUGGCACAAGUAUCUGUCGUAGGACAACGUGUCCCGUGUUGGAGUGCCCACCUGAGAUGCAAUACCAGGAGCCAGAUAGCUGUUGCCCAACAUGCCCACCACCAACCAUGGAGCUGCAUUCAGUCUGUACGCACAACGGCACCGUCUAUCAGGAUGGCGAUACAUGGGACCUCAACCCCUGUGCUGCUUGUCGGUGUCACCAUGGAACGGCUCGUUGUACGCAAACCAAAUGUCCCGAAGUGAAGUGUCGACCAAACCAAACACUCGUAACACCACCUGGGCAAUGCUGUGCUAAAUGUGAAGAUACUGCUGGAAUUUGUACUGUCUUCGGUGAUCCCCACUACAAGACGUUCGACGGGAAGUUCUUCAGCUUCCAGGGUUCGUGCAAAUACCAACUGACAUCCGACUGUACAGAUCACACAUUUUCCAUCCGAGUAACUAAUGAUGCCCGCAGCACAAAGGCCUCAUCGUGGACGAAGACUGUGACACUGAAAAUGGGUGAGACGAAGGUUAAUUUAGGGCAGAAGAUGCGGGUCAAAGUCAAUGGGACACGUGUCUUGCCGCCCUAUGAUCUUCAAGGGAUUCUCAGUGUCAACAUGACGGAAGAUGGGGUUGUUGUGGAUACAGCACUUGGGAUUCGUUUGCUCUGGGACGGCGCCAAUUUCCUUCAGGUUCAAGCGGCUGUUAAGUACAAAGAUCGCCUCUGUGGACUCUGUGGGAACUACAAUGGUAUCUCACGCGAUGACCUAAUGACACGACGGGGUGACAAUAUGAGCCUCGAGCAGGUGUGGCGCUUUGCCAAUUCGUGGCGUGUGGGUGGCCGCAAGGCGUGCGGCCGGCGGCGGGAGACACCGAGCCGCCAGCGUGGGGUGUGCCGGAGUCGAAGGCGAUGGGGUGUGUGUAAGCCCCUGAAGGACAGUGCGGUGUUCGGCAGCUGCGGCAGCCACGUCAAUCCGUCCAACUACUUCGAGUCCUGCCGGAAGGAUAUGUGCGAAUGCCCCACGGAGCUGUGCUACUGCGACAGCUUUGCGGCGUACGCACACGAAUGCAGCCGCCUCGGUGUGGAGUUGCCCAAUUGGCGGCAGGAGACAAAAUGCACGCGUGCCAAUAUCCGCAGUGCCAAUGCCAAAUCACUACCACCGCAGCAAUUAGAGCUCAUCCAAAGACACAAGAAGCGCACAAAAAAGCCCCACGUGAGUCGGGUGGAUGAACUGCGCAAGCAUAUUCCCAAAGCUGUUCUCACGCAUCAGCACAAACCGGCGGAUAGGACGCCACCGCCGUUGCACUGAAGCCACCGCCGGGUCGUGCGAUCUCACGUGGAUUUAUGGGCCUCCUUAAGUGUCCGCCGCGGUGGGAGCGAUCCAUGAAUCGGACCAAAAAUUUCACCCUCUUAAAUUUUAAGUUUAUUUUGAAAGAAAAAAAUCUUUUUUUUAACUGAAAGAGAUGUUCUCUAUUAGCUCAUUCUUUCUCUCAAAAAAAAAAAAGAAAUCACUUCAAGGUCUUUAAGAAAAACAAAAAUACAUCACUGCAAUUUUAUUUUUGGUUUUAUCUUUUCAAAAAAAAAUCAGCUCACAAAAAUCCUUUAGAUUCUUAAAGCACACAAAAAAAUCAGAAUUUGCAAAAAAAAAAGACGAAAGAAAUGAGCAACUUACCCAAAACGUCGUAAUAACUUUAAAAAAAAACAAAACUAUUUUAAGCACAUUGUGAAAAUAAAUUAGGAUAUAUUUAUUUAAAAAAAAAGUAAAAACAAAAAAGAGGAUACAAAAUGCAGACUUAUGUGUUACUUAAUUUAUACGAAAGAUAAAUUAAAAAAUGAAUGUGAAAAUUUUAAAUAGCAUUAAAAAAUAUAAAAUAAAUAAAAAACAAAAUAUACAGAAAAGUAUUCAAAGAAAUUUUUUAGGAAAUAGGAAAUGCAUGUAGUUUGUAGAAAUAUCCUAAAACAAGAAAAAAAAAGCUUUUUAAUUUAAAAAAAAAAGCUAAGAUUCUCACAAAACAGCAAGAUUUUUUAAUUUAAUAUUUAAAUUAAAAUAUUUUUCUCUUCAUUGAACAUUUUUUCUACGCUUUCCACAAAAACAAAGUCUUUCGCGAGAGAAAGAAAGAAUAAGCGGAUUUUUGAGUAAGGAAUAUUUAAUAACUCUGCAAUAUUUAUUUAUUAUUUUAUCCGUUAUUUUAUAGUUUUGUAAUUUUUUCUACAAUUCAAAAAUAUAAAAAAAAUCAAUUUCGUUAAAGAAAAAUUCUUUAUAAAGACUCUCUGGUAUAAAAAAUAGUCUAAAAAAAUCAAAAAACAAUUUUAAAAAAUAUUUUUUAAAAAUUUAUUUUUCUUUGUAAGAAUUUCUUACCAAAAUCCGUUGCUACAUUAAAAAAAAUAAUCGUUGUAAUACAUCCACAUUAAAAAGGAAAAAAAAUGAAGUGUUUGAAAAUGUUGUAGAACAAGCUAUUUAUAAAAUAAUGGUUAUUUAGGAAAAAAAUAAAUAAAUAAAUAUACGUGAUCGA